AUGGCGCCUCCUUGUGAUAAAACUGGUACGGAAUGUUUACGCUGUCAACGAUCAGGACGUAAAUGUAUUCCAGCACCCGCGAAGCCAGAGGAAGUCACUUUUCGACAUGGACAGAAUCCAUCUCUACGGCCCAGAGGUCCUCCUCGUUACGGAGAGAGCGAUUUGACGUUCCCUGACAAUCAGAUCUGGGUCAAGACACCUCCAGAAGUUGCCUUCGAAGACGAGACUGACCGCACGGCUGCCGACUAUCAGGUUGUCCCACUCGGCGGGUCGACGUCCUUUCUCGCCAUAGUACCUGAAGAUCAGCCCUCAACGUACAUUCCGACACUGUCGUCGUCAGCAGCUACCCAUGCUUCCGCAAAUUCGGAUGUCCCUUUAAAUCAUCCUGGCUGGACCAGGUUUUCAGAACACUACAUCCCUAACGCCUCUAACACUCUUCUUCCACUCGAAUCCUUGAUAAGCCGUCCGAAACUGGGCAGUCUCAAUGAAGCCUUCCUUCUACGGCACUUUCGAAACACCUUGGGUGCAUGGUUGGAUGUAUGCGAUCCUGAAAUGCACUUCUCACUGGAUGUGGUAGAACAGGCACCUUCCUGCCCCCUUCUUCUGUAUGCCUGCUUGGCCAUAGCUGCUCGUCAUUUAUCCCACACAAAGCACUUAAUUCCACCGAAUACCGCGGAUGAAUACCAUGAGCGAUGCAUUGCGAUCCUUCUUCCCACCCUGGAAAACAGAGACUUCUCUAUCGGCAUUGAAGUGCUUCUCGCGUCGACCGUCAUACUACGCUUUUUCGAGCAGAUAUCUUCUCAUGCUCCAUCAAACGAUCUUCAGCGGCAUCUUCUCGCGGGCUCGGUCUAUGUUAGCGCCCAAGUUGACUGUGCAAUAUCCGGGGGUCUUGCCGAGGCCUCCUUCUGGGUCUUUGUCAUGCAGGAUAUACUGUUUGCACUGGUGCACAGGAAUCCGCUCCGGUUGAUACUCAAUCCGUUUGAGCAGAAACUUCGCCAGGUAUGGGAAGAUACGACCACACAAAUUGAGCGUGAUUGGACACACAAAGCUAUCUGGUUACUGGCGGAGGCUAUCAAUUACUGCUAUGGCGCGAACGAUCAUAUGUCUCCCGACGUGGUAGAUGGAGGGCCGCUGGAUAGUAAAAUUCGUGCCUGGGAGAUUGAGAAACCGGAGAGUUUUCAACCAUUACAUUUUUCUCCAGGCGAGCCACGGAAUGGCAGGCCAUUCCCUGUUGUCUGGUACACAACAUCAUUACAAGCUACCGCCGCUCAGCACAUUUGCAUGGCAAAGGCAUUACUGCUAGAGCACGAGCUCCGCCAUAUGCAUCCAGAUAUUAAUUUAGAGAAGACCAUGAAGAUGAAGGACGAUGUGAUGAAGAACCUAGGCAUUCUCUUUGGCAUCGCCCUCUCAACGGACGAUGAUCCCUCAGUACGCAUCAUGGCGUGCCAUGCAUUAUGUGCCUGCGGCUCUUGGAUACGCGAUCCUCUGGCACAGCAUUGCCUCCUCGAUCUUCUGCGAAAGACAGAGGCCGAGAACGGUUGGCCGUGGGCCUUUGUGGUGCAGAAGCUGAGCCAAGACUGGGGCCACGCCGCGACAUAG
Molecule: messenger RNA, 1599 nt
Organism: Aspergillus clavatus NRRL 1
Lineage: Eukaryota; Fungi; Ascomycota; Eurotiomycetes; Eurotiales; Aspergillaceae
Exons: 8
Coding region: 1-1599 (532 amino acids)
Biological process (GO): positive regulation of transcription by RNA polymerase II
Cellular component (GO): nucleus
Molecular function (GO): transcription cis-regulatory region binding; DNA-binding transcription factor activity
Source: RefSeq, a predicted model, not a curated record